CACUUCAAAGAUCAGGGAAGCAAAAUGGCGGAUUCACAAAACGCUAUUAGAGGAAAUGAUGGUAGUACAGGGAUUGGCGAUUCAGUUUCUCGUGCAGACUAUUCAUCUCCAAACCAGUAUGGCCAACAACCUUUACCUCUUCAACAGAAGUAUCGCUUUACACCUGAAGAGCUACGGGUUCUGAGGGAAUGCAACAGAGAAAGCUUCUAUUACCGAUGUUUGCCUCUUGCUGCUUCUGCUAUGCUGCUAGUUCAGUAUGGAGUUAAAAAAGGUUUCCUUCAAUCCAGUCCCAAAUGGGGUUCUACCUUAAAACUUAUUGGUGCUGGUUUUACCGGAUGGGUGGUGGGAAAAAUUUCUUAUCAAUCCCAUUGUGAAGAAAAGCUAAUGCAACUCCCUAAUAGUCAGAUUGGAGAAAUGCUACGUAAAAAGAAAGGUGGCGUUGCAGAAAUGUUUCCUCAGGAGCCACUCCUGAGUGGUGGUAAUGAAUUUGGUCCAAAAAGUGACCAGCUCACUGGUGUUACUGAUAUGUCAGAGUCAAGUCAGGUAUCCAGUUCUCUAGAUUUUGAUGCAGAUCGUAAUGUCCAGUAUAAAGGACUGGAAGAGACUCAGCGGCCAAGUUUAGAUCGGACAAUAACACCAUCUGAAGAAGAAGUCUCAUUGUCUCCCAAAAGUUUUACAUCUUACGAUGACUUACGAAGAAGAAAUCGAGAAGAGUAUGAUUCAAGGUUUCAGAGUCGUCAGUUGCCAUACUCAACCCAGUCACAGGGCCCUUAUCGAUAUGCCUAUAAACAGCAAGACUCUACUGAUAAGAAAUCGGGGUAUGGAGAGAUUCCUGCACACAGUCUAGGAGAUUCCGAGAACAAGUAUGGAGACAUUUGGGAUAAAUAAAAGAUUGGUUGAAGAAAAUUGUAAAUUAGGAUAUAAAAUUAUUUGCUUUAGUUUAGAAAAAAUAAAGUAUCUUAAACAUGUUUA
Limulus polyphemus (Atlantic horseshoe crab) is the source of this 972-nucleotide messenger RNA. RefSeq names its product OCIA domain-containing protein 1-like (gene asrij). Lineage: Eukaryota; Metazoa; Arthropoda; Merostomata; Xiphosura; Limulidae. The transcript is spliced from 8 exons. The coding region runs from base 25 to 888 and encodes 287 amino acids. The record is from RefSeq and is a predicted model, not a curated record. Gene Ontology annotation, cellular component: endosome.